Messenger RNA from Strongylus vulgaris, 269 nucleotides. The record is from the annotation of a GenBank genome assembly. Lineage: Eukaryota; Metazoa; Nematoda; Chromadorea; Rhabditida; Strongylidae.
AUGCGCAGCCUCCUGAUGAUGUCGCAUUACCGUGGAUCGCUGUUCACAACUUUAGAUCAAGCUAUGGACGCAAUGGAACACCAUGGCUGGACUAUGGUAGUCAAUAACGAUAGCUACUCGCCAUUUUCCUUCUGUCAUCCAUUGCAGUGCAAUAGAUUACGAAAUCUCGAGAAAAGGUAUGCGUUAGUUCUAGGAAGAAAAUCUUUUAAGCUUACAACAAAUCAUCGUAUAAGUUCGUAUAACAUCCACGACCCCCACGAUUCAUAACG